AUGUAUCUAAGCGCAAUCCUCUUCAUUACACUUACACAAGUCAUCUCCUCGCUCUGCUCUCCCGUUAUCACGGUAGAAGCACACGAAAAUCAGCCAGAACUUGAACGCAGAGCAGGUUUUUACGGACCUUUUGCAACAGCUGGAGUCCACUGCUGCCAAAAUGACAGACCAGACUGGUCACCAAGACAUUGGUUGGACUAUACACAUGUAACAGAUGAAUUAGCGCGAGAAAACGGAGAUUCACAAUUCUCCCAACAAGGAUGCAAACGCAUUCGCAACACUGAAUGUAUAAACGGUGCCGAAGUUGUCGUUUGCAACGAUUACAUGCUUGAAAAGUACAUUCCCAAUAUCGAGAUUCGAGGAAUGAUGGAUGCUAUUUACGAUCAAUGCAAAAUCACGCCUUGCUCGGGGAAGAAUGGAUAUGAUUGUUCGGGACUUAAACAAAUCUACCCAACGUUUCCACAGACUGAUGAGGGCGAUGAUAUUAUCACUUAUGUCGACAUAAUCGCCGUUCAUGGUCUCAAUCCACGCAGCUCAACUAGUCACCACGUUGACACCUGGGAAAAAGAAGGGCAUCUAUGGCUCAAAGAAGCUCUACCAAAGCAGACCCGAAAUGCACGAAUUUGGACCUACUCCUAUAGUUCGAGCGUCUUCUACGGCAAAGAUAGAAGUAGCUUUAUACAAAAGGCAGAUGAGUUUCUCGAGGCAAUUCGAAUUAAGAGAGUAACGGAUCCGGACAGACCGUUGGUGUUGAUUGGACAUAGUCUUGGAGGGUUGCUUAUUGAGCAGGCGCUUGUGAACGCGCACAACAACCCAAGGUACACGCAUAUCAAAGAUGCAACUACAGGACUUGCUUUUUUCGCUACUCCACACAAUGGCGGAGACCCCAAGUUGUUGACACUCGGAAACAUCACAUCAAACAUCGCUAGGGGCGUCGGGUUCGAAAAGAAUAAAGACAUUUUGGAAGCACUCAAGGACGACUCUAUCUAUUCUGGAAUUCUCCGGGAACAUUGGAGACAGCAAAUUCUCAAAUACCAAAUCGUUUCUUUCUGGGGCAGCGAGGACAACAUUGUCUCUGACAAAAGCGCCAAAUUUGGAACCCUUCCAGGAAAUGUCGAACAUGUUGUCAAAUUAACGGGCAGCCAUAGCGACAUCUGCAGAUUCGACCCAAACAAUGAAAGGGAUGCAGAAAAUCUCGAAAUCGUGGCGUGUAAUAUACAAGAGCUUUACGAAAUCGCGCUUAAAGAAAGUGUUGUGGCUUUUAGUACUCACGUACUUCAGACUCUUGCAUUCGAGAGAAUGACGGCAAAAUACCAAAGGGUUGUCACCGCUCACGAAGAUACUUUCAAUUGGAUCCUAGAAGAACACCCGAGUUUCAGCUCACCAAAUGGGGGUGAAAAGAAUGCAAACUUUCAAAAAUGGUUCCGAGAGAACAGCAUGAAUAAGUGGAUGCGAAGACAGACCCGAGAUGGGGAGAAAAAUAACGUGUACUGGAUCGUUGGGAAAGCUGGAUCUGGAAAAUCAACCUUGAUGAAGCAUAUUUUCAAGCACCCAAAGACCGAUCGAAUUCUGUCUCAAUGGACGGGGAGAUCUCAACUUCUGAGGGCUGGCUACUUUUUUGAGCGUGGGCACAGUAGCGAGCAGCGGAUGUUGCAAUCUUUGUUGUAUCAACUUCUCAGUCACGAUGAAUCGAUGAUUCAGAAGGUUUACAAGAAGCUUUGGGAGCGUUUUGCAAGUUUUAAAGAUAUUCGCCGGAAGAGACCUGAUCAAAAAAGUUCUAGCGACAACGAUUCCGAAACACCUCCAGCUUCAGAAGAUCCAGAUGUUAUCCUACCUCCACCUCAUAGUGGAGAGUUUAAAAAGUCUGGGGUACUUGAGUCCGACGUUUUGGGAGUUGACCAAUUGUUUGAAGCUCUUACGAGGGCCACAGAAUUGAUUUCCGCCACUACCAAGCUGUUCUUCCUUAUUGAUGGACUCGACGAGAUUGUAGGAGUAGAGGAUGGCUUUCACGAAAACCGAAUGACGGCUUACAAGGUGUGCCAGUCACUCUCGCAAAAGAUCAUAAAAAUUGCCAAACAUACGAAUAUCAAGCUCUGUGUGUCAAGUCGGCCCCACCUUGGUUUCGAAGAAGAGCUAGGGAAAAUGAAGGAUUACCCAAGACUUGACCUGGAAAGAGCUACAGGGCCUGAUAUUGAGCACUACGUUAAUACGCAGCUCGGUGGCAAUCCAAGGUUCACUCAAAUGGUUGGAAUGGAUCCUCAAACGGCAAAGGAGAUAUGUCAAGACAUCAAGAUCAAAGCUUCUGGGAUGUUUCUUUGGGUUUCUAUCGUCGUCAAGCUACUCAUUGAUGGUGUGGAGAAUCGCAGUCGACUACCCGACCUGAAGCGAAAAAUCAGAAUGAUUCCAAGAGAGCUCAGCGGGGAAAAUGGGUUGUAUAUGCAGAUGUUGAAGAGCGUUGGUAGCGGUCAAGUCGCCGAAAGGUCCAGGCUCAUUCGGAUUUUGUACCACUCCUUUUCAAUGGAAAUCGCGCUCAGUCCAAUUCUACUCGAUCUUGCAGAAGAGGAGGGUAAGAUCGAAGAUUUGAUUCAUGAAAGUCGACGGGCGAAUUUCAACGUUGCUGAGAGCUUACAGCGUGUGAAAGACCGGCUCAUAAGUUGCUGUGGCGGCCUUUUCGAGGUAAGAAGCAUUGAUUCCCCAUCCCAGCAAGGGUUGGGACAAGAUUUCUAUAGCAAUUCGAUUGUAGAUGUUGUGCAUGGAACUGUCUGGGAGUUUCUUGUCGAAGAAGCGACAGUAAAGGAAGUAGAGCAGCAUAAAACAACGGUACCUAGGUUUGACAAAUUUGAGGAUCACCCACCUGGUCCCCUUACUUCACUUAUCAGAGCCGCCAUCUUAAGUCUUCAUUUUCUCCCGCCUACUACCAGUAAGGAUCGGAGAGAACGAGCCAAAGUUCCCAUCGAUUUGGUCAUAUUAGCAACGCAAACGAUUGACUACGACCUUUUGAUUAUGGAGCCAAAAGAUAUUCACGAAAAGGAAGUGCUUCAGCUGAUGAGCAAUUUGAUCAUGGUUUUCGAUAAGGUUGGUGACAAGGCGAUUCAGAAAACACGACGUAUCUUUGAGAAUUCAUCAAGGCAUUGGAUCUACAUGGUUGACCAGAAGCUGUUUAAUUAUUUUGAUGACUACGAAUCUUACAUGGUAUCAUGGCUUCUCCAGUCUGGUAUCAUACUUAUUGUGGAGGUCCUUUUAUUUGAUGAAAAGUACAAGCAUAUUUACAACAAGGAUAAAUCGCCAAUCUGUCACGCAAUACUAAGAUUCUUGGAUGGCGACGCUUCCAGAAAUAAGCUUGAGAAUAGCAUACUUCUCAGCAUCAUCGCUCGCCUCUCGCCUCAAAAGAUCCACUCCAAACUCAUAACUUCCGACUUCAAGGAGCAUGACAAGAAUUAUAGAUCAUUAUGGUCACAAAUUUUAUACGUCAAUCAUCCGCGAAAGGAAACAAGCGUGGCACAGAAGCUCCGUUAUAUUGAGCUCUUGAGGGUUCUAAUUAAGAAUGUCCCGAACCUUCUGGAGUCACCAGAUGGGGAAGCGUCAGACGUUGUAUGUUUAUUGACGCUUUACUUUGAUGAUGUUGAGAAAGAGAGGGAUGAACUACUGAGGUUGAUUGAGCCUACCAGAAAGAACCAGGAAUCCAAGUGCGUCUUGAUGUAG
Messenger RNA from Glarea lozoyensis ATCC 20868, 3702 nucleotides. Its product is annotated as alpha/beta-Hydrolase. The record is from RefSeq and is a predicted model, not a curated record. Lineage: Eukaryota; Fungi; Ascomycota; Leotiomycetes; Helotiales; Helotiaceae. The transcript has 12 exons. The coding region runs from base 1 to 3702 and encodes 1233 amino acids.